AUGUCACUAAAAACCAGCAAAGUACCUCAGAAAUGGAAAUCCGCUAAUUUAUUACCACUCCCUAAAGAAUCACCAUUAAAUUCGUGCAACCAGUUAAGACCAAUCUCUCUGACGGACAUCAUCAUGAGACUAUUCGAGAAGUGCGUGUAUAAAUCUGAAAUCGAACCUAUCACAAGAAAUAACAUUGGUCCUGACCAAUUUGCUUAUAAAAAGGGUCACAACCCGACUAUGGCUCUGAUUAAAUCCCAACAUCAAUGGCUAGAGUGGCUGGAUAAAAACGCUAAUUAUGUUAGAGUGCUGUCGUUCGAUUUCAGCAAAGCAUUUGACAGUGUGCCCCACGAUCUUUUGUUUGAAAAAGUUAAAAAGCUACCAAUUAAUCCGUAUGUGGUGAACUGGUUAAUUAGCUUUCUAGAAAAUAGAAUACAAAGAGUAAUGGUUGAUGGAAUGGUUACAGAAUAUUUACAUAUUAAUCGUGGUGUCCCUCAAGGUACUGUUUUAGGCCCAGUUCUUUUCUCAAUAAUGGUUGAUGAUAUUAAAACUGCUGAUCCUAGUAAUGCGUUAGUCAAAUUUGCUGACGAUUUGACGUUAGGAGUGCCUGGCAACGAAAGUGGAGACACAUCUCGAUCUGAAGCUGCCUGUUUACAGGAUUGGGCGGAAGAGAAUAGAAUGCUCUUAAACUUGGAAAAAACGUACGAAAUGGUUGUUCGCAGACACACCUCUGUAGUUUUGCCCGAACUUAUCCCUUCAAUUAAGCGAAAAACAUGGCUAAAGCUUUUAGGAGUUACUCUACAAGAUAACCCGUGCAACUGGGAUUUGCACUUUGAAGAAAUGCUCAAAAAAGCAAGUGGACGAAUGUACAUUAUGAGAGUUUGCAAAUACUAUGGACUAUCAAUUAAACAAUUAGAUCUGCUGUUUGAUAGCAUAAUUAUGUCGAUAUUCACUUUUGCUAUUGAGCUGUGGGGUUGUGCAUACGACGGUAAAUAUUUGAACCAAAUAGAUAAAUUCAUUAAACGUGCACAUAAGAAUGGUUAUAUAUCAAAACGAACACAAAUUAAAGAAAUACGUGAUAAGAGAGAUAAGAAACUGUGGAACAAAAUAACAUCAACUGAGGACAAUGCAUUGCUUGAACUGCUGCCGGAAAAAAGAAGUAGGUUACUUAGGCCUAGAGGGCAUGAGUAUGAACUCCCCCUAGUGAGAACAGAAGGAUUCAAAAGGUCGUUCAUAAAUCGUUGUCUGUAUAACUUUGUUUAGACUUUAAUCUAUUAAAAACUUUUUAAAACUUUUUACGCUUCUUAACUUACAAUUGUAAAUAUAACUAGAUCAAUUACCUUUCGAUUGUAAACUCAGACGGAUGUAUCUGAGUAUUUUAAUAAAGACUAUUAUUAUUAUUAUUAUUAUUAUUAUAUAUAUAUAUAUAUAUAUAUAUAUAUAUAUAUAUAUAUAUAUAUAUAUAUAUAUAUAUAUAUAUAUAUAUAUAUAUAUAUAUAUAUAUAUAUAUAUAUAUAUAUAUAUAUAUAUAUAUAUAUAUAUACAUAUAUAUAUAUAUAUAUAUAUAUAUAUAUAUAUAUAUAUAUAUAUAUAUAUAUAUAUAUAUAUAUAUAUAUAUAUAUAUAUACCGUAUAAGCGCUGUAGAUGUCAAUGCCAUUUGUUAUAUGCGCUCGUAAUUCUCAUGCCCCCGAUUUGAACAGGUACUGGUGUUGCCCAAAUGGUAACGAAUCUUCCCAAUUGACGAGUAAAAUCGUCUGGCGUUAGACAAGUAAAAAAAUAAGUAGGGCGCACUGCGGCUCAAUGGGUUAAUAUAUAUUGAAAAAUAAAAUUUCAGGAACUUGCUACCUCUUGCCGUUUGUAGUAGCUACACAAGGCUGUACCAAAUUGAUCUAAGAAGUGUGAGCAUCAUACUAAAUUCAUGAAAACAUUUUACAGUUGCACUGCUUGCAGAACGAUAAGUUUAACGCUGCACGUCUAUUCAUUUCAUGCAAUGUUUGACAUCAAGAAAAAUAACAAAUGUUUCGGAAUUUGCAAUAUUCCUUAUUCUUUCUAGUCAAUUACUGGAUGAUUUAUUUAAACAGGUCGAGAGAAUCAAGACAGGGAACACAUCCCAACAUGAUAGAAUACAGGAGAAUUUGACAGGUACUGUAUCUUCGGAGGUAUAUAACAUGAAAUUUAGUAGGGCCUAUUAAGCCUUCCUUUUGUGUUUGAUUAACAUUCAGUAUUACCAACGGUUUUUUAACAUUUUAUCCACAAUCUUUACUACCGGACAAAGUGACUUGCCUUGUCAAAAAUAUACAAGCUGCGUAUGCCAAGGUGUUAAGUACCAUCCAAAAAUGCAUUUUAAAGAUGUCUGUGACGAAAAUAGGUCAUCGAAGUUGAACCAUAUUUUGCUGACAAGAUAGCUCUAUUAUUUAACUGAAUUAGUAUUCGCCGAAUUCGAAGGCGAGGUGAUUAUCGGUGAAUAAAAUCCGAGACGAAGUCGAGGUUUUUUAUUCACGAUAACACCGAGCCUGAGGUGAAUAAUGGUUUUAGUAUAAUUUCAUAGGUGAUUAUUUUGGAGAAAAAAAAUACUCAUCUUCGUCAUUUAAUUUAAUUGACAAAAUGGCUUCGGCCGCCAUUUCGAAAAUCGCUUUGGUGAUUAUCGCGUUAUAACCAGACACAAUACUAAAAUGCGGUGCCCGCCUAGUACAAAUAAAACUUUCGGCGUUUCCCGAAAACGAGAAAACCAACAAUUCCGAAGUUAUCAAGGAUCAAACGGACUGCAUUUUUAAUUAGUUUAAUAAUUUUGAGCGAUUUGUGAACAAUACAAUUUCGCUUGUAUUUCAAAGGCCAUAAAUCGCUAGAAAUAAGAGAUAAGGCGCAGAAAAAAGUCAAUCGUGAGAGUCCGAGAUUAAUUGGAAAGAAAACUUUCCUCGAAAAAAGGAAUUCGAAAAACGUGAAAGGAUUAUUUUGGCGGCUUGUCUUUCAAAGGCCAUAAAUCGCUAGAAUAGAAAUCAAUCUUGAAACCAAUUUUCAAUCCGUGAAUACAACUUUUCACGCUGAUUCGAACAGUGGUAUUUUUGUCCUUGUUUGACGCAUAAAACCAGAGAUAAAGCCUGGCAAAGGCGAUAUAGUAGGCGAUUAAGGAAACGUAUUGAUGCGAACACACUAACAAACUAACAAACUAACUAACAAACUCACAGGCAGAAUAUAAUGCGGUGCCAAACUUGGCACGGGCACCGCAAUCACCUCAACGGCAACCAAUCAGCGUGCAGAAUUUUCAAUAAUCACCUAAGUAAUUAUACUAAAGUACUAUUAAAGUUCAGACGAACAUAAUUAAAAUUGGGAAAUUGACAGACCAAUACUCUUUGGGUCUGUCAAUUUCCCGUUUGUAAUUCAAAAUGACUGAAAAACGGCAAACUUCGCAAGGCUAUAUUAUCCGCAUUUUACAACAUUUCGCAACGAAACUUCGGAAUAUUACUAAUUUUGUGACGCUCUUUCAAGCUGUAAUGAAAUUUUUGUCUAGACUUGUUGAGAUCAAAAUUUUGUCUAUUACGCAAGUGGUCAAUUCAACAAACAUUUUGGUCAGACGUAAUAUACUACAAACACAGCGUGUUACGGUUAAAGCAUAUUCGGAUAAAUGUUACAAGCUUUUAAUAGUUGUUUAUCUAAUGGUAUAUAGCCUUUCAGGCUUUCACACGAGCAAGAUUUAAGACUAUUACGUCACAGACACUUUAAGUUAAGACUAUAUCUUGCUUUUUUGCUCUGUUUUUUUGUUUUUCGUCAUCAUUUUCUAUAAGAAAUAACAAUGACAUUCAUAAAACGUUAAAUCUGAUCAAGUGACUAAUAACAACAAAUAUUUUUAGCAACAACUAACAGUGAUGCAAGUUCUGCGAGAAUCGACCAAUCAUCCGUUUCAACUGAUGGCAGUGACUUACGCGAAGGAUACGUUGAAGCCGUACGCUUUUACAACGAUGAUCCUGCACUCCCCGUAUACCAUUGGGGAUUAACAAAGGGAAUGGCUACAGAUGACGUAGCAAUGGUGCUUAUACAAGAAAAGAUUGAGCAGUCAAAGAUAGCAACAAAAGUUCCAACGAACGUAAGCAAAAACACUGUGUUUGUUGUUGAUACAACCGAAUUACGCGAUGAUCAGGACAUGAGAUGUGACGACAUGGGUGCUUGGCUAUGCACUGGAUCAAGAAGAUAUGGCUAUAGUGUGGACGACACGGGGAAUAUCAACAGUGAGGCAGAGCUGGCCAACAAAAGUCAUGAAAAACAGUACCAGUUAAACCGCCAGUUUUUAAAAACAAAAGUGCGCCUUCAGUUCGAAAAAUUAUAAUCACUGCCCACAACAAGAUUUCACGUAUGGCAAAGGAUUUGUCUUUCAUCCAGUAUAUUUUUGAAGAAGGAGAACAAGAAAUAGUAGUUCAAGCUCACGGAAAUGCAAAAAAAAGAGAUGCCGGAAACGCUGGGUAUAAGCGCACGAUGAAGAGCACAAAAGAUCUCAUCACGGAGAAGCUAACGGUACUACCACCACGCAAGACAACGCACCAGAUUAUUAAAGAAAGGGGUGGUAUAAUGAAGAUCAGCCAGGCAGGAGAAUUUCCACGAAACCGCACGCAGGUUUACAACAUCAACAGAAAGUUGAAGAAUAGAAACGGAAACACGACUCUCCCAAGCAACGACCCUUUGUUGCAAGUUAUAACCAAGGCGAAAGAAGAGCAAAAAGGAAGGAUCGAGAACGCUCUUAUUAGAGAAAUCCCCUUGUUCCCAGAACCCAUCGUUUUCCUGGCAUCUGAACAGCAAUUGGAAGAUAUCGAGCGCUUCUGCACAAAUCCUGCAAAAUUUUGUGUUCUUGGUGUGGAUGCAACGUUUCAAAUUGCAGGUUUCUACUUCACUUUCACCACAUACAGAAACCUUAUGUUAAGAACAGACAAAGGAAACCAUCCUGUUUUCAUUAGGCCAGGAAUUCUUCACAAACAAAAACUUUGCACAUCCUACAAGACGCUGCCUCUUCUCAUGUCUAAAUACCGCAUAG
This is a messenger RNA of Paramuricea clavata, 5008 nucleotides long. The record is from the annotation of a GenBank genome assembly. NCBI's taxonomy places the organism in Eukaryota, Metazoa, Cnidaria, Anthozoa, Malacalcyonacea, Plexauridae.